AUGCCUGCUGCGACGCCACGGCGUAUACCCCAAGAGAACAGGGGAGCGUGUCCAUAUCGCCGCACCCCACCCCCACCCCCACCCCAAAUGAGAGGGGCGCUAUGGAGGCCAUCUCCCCCCGCUCCCGCCCCCUCUGACGCGACCCUAGAGGAAACUCAGCGAGCCACCGGCCCUCCCUUCCCGGCCACGCGUUUCCUUCGCCUUCACGGACACGAAGCGGGAAAGCCGCAUUUCCCACUCCUCCCCACGCCAUCAACCGUCUUCACCUUAGAGACUCACCCGCAGCAGCAACAGCCACCAGCAGCUGCGUCGCAACAGCAACAGGGACGGGGGCGGGGCCGGGCAAACGUCCCAGGGCGAACUUCUCUGGCCCACCCCCGCACACCUGGGUCUUUAGUAGAUGAGGCUCCUGGUCCUGGAGAUGGUGAUGGUGACGAUGAUGGGGUGGGAGAUACCUCCUGUACCCCAAGAGGCUGUUCCUGCCAAGCCCUGGCCCGGACCCGCCUCCCCUACUCCCGCUACCUUAGCCGGCCUUGCGCUUGCGCACCUGGAUUCUUCGCUGCCCAGAGAUGCGAAUGGAGCUGGGAUUCAGUCUCCCUUCGUUGCUCGCGCUGGUUCUCGAGGAUUCUGCGUCCUGGCGUCUCCCGGGACAACCCUCGGUCUCUUCCCAGUGGGAGGAAGAGGGCGGUUAAUUUAUUGGGAAGGGCUGUCAGGAAAAAGGGCCAAUCUAGAGCCCGAGAUCUGGCUCAUGCAAAAGCCAUGCUCCGACCCACCCGAAGUUGCGCCGACAGCAGAGUGGGUUUGGGGCUGGCUAUGGGGCGCAGCGACACCCUGCAGCCUAUGGAGUGGGGGAGGGAGGCAGCGUCCACUUUGGCCGAGAGCGAUACGGACAGCGGAAUGGGGGCGAGCAAAGGCAUGAAGAGCCGUGGCUAUGUGAGCAGGGAAGGGAAUAUAAAAGGGGCCCCCAUCAUUGAUUUGAGAGAGUCCAUCCUGGAAGAAGAAUAAAGGGGAACUCCAUCCCCAGAGAUGCCGCAGUUCCUGGCCUUGGAAGAAGUGGAACUGGGAGAAUCAGAUGAGAGGGAGGACAUCUCUGUAGAGGGAGAAGCAGGAAGGCAUGUUACCCUGGCUUUUGUUGAGAAAGAUCCUGGGGUAUCGUUGCAGAAGUGUUCUUCUCAGCAUCAUAACAAGAAGAAGAAGAAAAGGAGAUGAUUGGUGAUCAAUCUAUCCAGUUGCCGAUAUGAUAGUGUUCGUCGGGCAGCCAGACUUUAUGGCUUGCGUGAGGGAGGAGACCAUGAUGACUGGACCCUUUACUGGACAGACUUCUCAGUUUCCCUAGAUCGAGUAAUGGAAAUGAAGAAUUACCAGAAGAUCAACCACUUCCCUGGAAUGAGUGAAAUCUGCCGAAAAGACCUGCUGGCCAGGAAUAUGAGUCGUAUGAUAAAGCUUUUCCCUAAAGAAUUCCAUUUUUUCCCUAAAACGUGGUGUCUUCCUGCAGAUUGGGGUGAUUUGCAGAACUAUAGCAGGUCAAAAAAAUUUAAGACAUUUAUCUGUAAGCCGGACUCUGGCUGCCAAGGGAGAGGUAUAUUUGUCACGCGGUCUGUGAAAGAUAUCAAGCCAGGAGAAGAUAUGAUCUGCCAGCUCUAUAUUUCAAAGGAUGAUAUAUGCAUGCACCUGACUAACUAUUCUAUCAAUAAACACAGUUCUAACUUUGUACGAGAUGGAAACUCUGGCAGCAAAAGGAAGCUCUCCACCUUCAAUGCCUACAUGGACAAACUUGGCUGUGACACGGUGAAGAUGUGGCGAGAUAUUGAAGAUAUAAUCAUCAAGACCUUGAUUACUGCUCACCCUAUAAUUAAGCACAACUAUCAUACCUGCUUCCCCAACCACAUCAUGAAUAGUGCCUGCUUUGAAAUUUUGGGCUUUGAUAUUCUGUUGGACAGAAAACUUAAACCCUGGCUUCUGGAGGUUAAUCACUCUCCCAGCUUCUCCACCGACUCCCGGUUAGACAAAGAAGUCAAAGACAGUAUGCUGUACGACACCCUGGUCCUGAUCAACCUGGGAGCCUGUGACAAGAAGAAAGUCCUAGAAGAAGCGAGGCGCAGGGCAAAGUUUCUGCAGGAUAUCCGUUCCAGGGAAAUCAGGGUUGAGGAAUUAAAGAAUUACCAGGCUGCGCGGCUGGAGAAAAUAGAACGUUAUGAGAAGGAAAAAAGUGGCGGCUUCCGGAGGAUUUAUCCUGAGUGUGGGUCUGAAAAGUAUCAGAAAUAUUUUCAUCACAGCAAUUCACUCUUUCAAAACACGGUGACCUCCAGAGCCCGGGAAAUGCAUGCCCGGCAGCAGAUCCAGGAAUUACGGCUGAAGCAGGAGAAGAAAGCCUUAUGUCUUAAGGAAAAGAAGAAUGAACUUCAGGGUGAAUCAGCAGGCGAUGGGACCAGGGUCUCUCUCCCAAAGGAGACAAAACAAAGAGCACCCGUGUACAGCGCCAGACAACUCUCCACUUCCUCCAUGUUGCUGCCUUGUUCAUCCACGUUGGUUUCAAAGUCAAAGUUGAAGCCAAAGGAAAAUGAAAAUGAGUCUCUGAAAUGCAUAGAACCCUUCAGCUCCUAUGAGGAGACCCCCAAGCGGGAGGCCAAUGCCACCUUUCCAGAGAAAGCUGGUGUGUGUCACUAUAGCUCUGUGCCAGACCUCAGGAAGACACUCUUCACCAGCACAGAAAAGCAGGAGCCCUGGAAACCCAUCUCGGCAAAUGCUGAAGGAUCCAAGUCAUUCUCUGAUCUUCUUGCUCUGGUGGAAACCUCAUCUACUGCCAGUGACUGUCCCCUACAGUCCCCAGAGCCAUUGCCAACUCUGAGCACAUCUCCCAGACCCAUGUCAACUCAUUGCAUCCACUUGGAGGUAGACAGUUCCAUUCAAGUCUUCUACAAGUCACAGAAGUUUGCCCAGAACUCCUGCCAAGAGAAAGUGUCCUCUUCCACCAAGCCCCAAGGCCCAUGGUGUGGCCAGCCACAAAACAGGAACUUCAGCAGCUCUGAGGACAAAAGGCGGUUCCUAAUGACCAAGCUGAUUAACAGCAUGCCCCUGGGGGCACAAUUGUCUUUCCCAACCAGCUUCAACCCAAAGCUGUUGCUGAACAAAAAAAAAAGUGAGAUGAUGCUGAUUUUUGUCUUUCCAGAAUCUGCCUCCCAGCACUGUGGCUGCAGGAGCCAAAGUUGUACAGAGAAGAGGUCUGCCACCUUCCAACUGCUCUUCCAAAGGCCUCAGAGCCAGCAGAUGUCUAAGAAGGACCUGCUGGUGAUUGCCACACAAGCCCGGCUUGAUCCAAGGCCUCCCAAAAACAGCAAGAUUAUAGGGAGGGAUCGCAGUGGUGGGCAAGACUGGACACCGUCUAGGGGCUCCCCAUCCUCCAAGGAAACUACCUAGAAGACUAAGUAGGCAGGACUGACUUUGGUCAGAAUUUUUCUGUAGGAGGUUCAUUCCUUGCACCACUGAUAACCCACCCAGUAUACCCACUACCUCACUUUUGUUCAUAUCCUAAGUCAGGGAUGCCAGAAAUUCACUUCACAAAGACCAAAUUCUAUCUGCAGUUAAGGAGAUGAUUUUGAUGCUUUUUCCUUGAGGUACCGUGGACAGGGGCAGAGAUGGGUGGCCAAAACCUGACUCUCUAAGUCAAUAGGCUUGCAGGUGGGCAUAACAUCCUCACCUUGUAGGCUGGGGGUAGUCUGAGAAUGGAGACUUUAGAGAGGCAUCAGUGUCUAUCAUACAGCAGAA
This is a messenger RNA of Vombatus ursinus (common wombat), 3765 nucleotides long. It is a transcript of the gene TTLL6, whose product is annotated as tubulin tyrosine ligase like 6. The record is from RefSeq and is a predicted model, not a curated record. Lineage: Eukaryota; Metazoa; Chordata; Mammalia; Diprotodontia; Vombatidae. Gene Ontology annotation, biological process: microtubule cytoskeleton organization; protein polyglutamylation. Gene Ontology annotation, molecular function: tubulin binding; tubulin-glutamic acid ligase activity. Gene Ontology annotation, cellular component: cilium. The transcript is spliced from 18 exons.